This is a messenger RNA of Dicentrarchus labrax (European seabass), 3284 nucleotides long. Its product is annotated as carcinoembryonic antigen-related cell adhesion molecule 20-like. The transcript is spliced from 12 exons. Bases 79 to 2577 code for a protein of 832 amino acids. The record is from RefSeq and is a predicted model, not a curated record. NCBI's taxonomy places the organism in Eukaryota, Metazoa, Chordata, Actinopteri, Moronidae.
GAAGUCAACAUUCAUUAUCCUGAUGUGAGCAGUGUGAUCAUCUUUUCUCUUGUCUUACCUGAUGAUACUGCAGAUCCAAUGGAAAUAUCUGUGAUACACUUUAUCAUCCUGGGAGUCGUCUCAGGUUUAACCAAAGGAGCUGGUGUGUUGCCAGAUGGUCCUCUGAAUAAGACUGUGGGAGGGACGGUGAUGUUCACCACAACACUGAGUCCAACAGAAAACCCAUUUAUAUCAGUGACCUGGAGCUUUGGUGUUAAAACUAUAAUCACUUCAAAUGUUGCAAACAUAACGGCCCCAGAGUAUGAAGGCAGAAUCACCUACUUCCCAUCUACUGGAUCUCUGGAGCUCAGGAAUCUGGCUCUUAGUGACAGCGGGGAAUACACAGUUGCCAUUAUACCUCCUGGAGAACUACAGAAGAAUGGAAACACAAGACUCAACGUAUAUGAGCCAGUCGACAAUGUAACAGUAACUCCCAGCAGCACAGACUUGGUGGAGUUCAAUAGCUCCGUCAGUCUGUCCUGCUCCUCCUCUGGAUCCUCUCUGUCUUUCCUUUGGCGGAAUGGCAGCUCUGAGAUUACAGCCAGUGACAAAGUUCAUCUCACUAAUGGGGGCGCCACUCUCACUAUAGUCAAUGUGACCCGCUAUGACGAGGGACCAUACGAGUGUUUCGUGUCUAAUCCCGUCAGUAGUGGCACCAGCAGUCAAAUAAAGCUCAACAUCAGCUUCGGCCCAGAAAACAUUAAAUUGACAAUAACUCCACCACAAGAAUGCUAUGGGGAAGGGUCAGACAUCACCCUGUCCUGCUCAGCUGUCUCCAAACCCUCUGCCCUGUUUUACUGGUUUCUAAAUGGAGACAAGCUGUCAGAUAUUGGACCAGAGCUUAGACUGACGAAGAUUCAGAUGAAUCAGAGAGGAAACUACAGCUGUCAGGCCUUUAACGAGAAAACUCUGAAAUAUGAAACAUCUCAGCCUUCAGUUGUGUGUGUACUGGAGAAAGUAUCAGGUGUUUCUAUCACAUCAACCAACCUGCCCAUUGAGGGGAAACCUGUCAACUUAACCUGUGAGGCUGCUGGCUCCGUCCCCACCAGAAAGUGGAUGAAGGAUGGCUCAGAUUUUAACCUGGCUGACAACAUAACACUUCAUGAUGAGAACAGGGUGCUGUCUUUUCACUCUCUAAAGAAAUCAGACAAAGGAAAAUAUUCCUGUAAAGUCAGCAAUCCCGUCAACAGUGAGGAAGCUACAUUCAACAUGGUUGUUAACUAUGGACCAGAAAAUGUUCAAAUCAGAGGUCCAAGUGAGAUACAGCUUAAACAGAGCUUAACAUUAACCUGCUCUGCUGAGUCCAUACCGUCUGCUAGUUACAUCUGGACACUGAAUGGAACAGAGAUACACAAUUCUGCUGUGUUCACUAAAAUCAUCACUGACCUUUCUGAAAGUGGCAGCUACACCUGUCGGGCCACCAACAGUAUAACUGAGAAAACAUCAGUUGCGGUGCAUGAAUUGUUUGUAACAGCUGUCCCAGACAAAACAUCAGGCUGUUCGUCUGGUUGCAUCGCUGGAAUAGUAAUCGCAUGUUUGGUCAUCUGUGGAGCAGCUGCUGGUGGAGGGUACUACGUUUAUAAAAAACAAAAAAACCCCAAAGCUCUACCACAAGAAUCGGAGAAACACAAAAGAGAUCAAGAAAAUGUGUAUGAGAACACUUCAGCUGUAUAUGAGAACGUGUGUGUUUGCUAUGGAGCCGGUGUACUCACUGUUGACUUACUUCGCGGAGCAGCAGGGGAGAGUGUGACCUUCACAACAUCUGUAAAACCAACUGGUGAACCAUUUCUGGCACUGACUUGGAGCUUCAACGGUAUCGCCAAUGUAAUAACCUCAACCAGUGAAGAUGUAGUGGGACAAGGCUAUGAGAACCGGAUCACCCUAGACAAAUCCACUGGAUCUCUGGUGCUUAGAAACCUGACUGAAAAAGACAGCGGAGAAUAUGAACUAAUCAUCAUCCCACAUGGAGCAGUGCAGCUUCAAGGAGCUGCAAAGCUGGAGGUUCAGACCAAAGUGUCAAUACCCACUAUAGCCUGUCCCACAGAAAACUUAAUAGAAGGUAAAACCUCUGUGAACCUAACCUGCGAUGCUGAUGGCUUCGUGUCUACCAGAGUGUGGGUGAAGGACGGCCAACCUCUGGUUCCUGGAGAGAGAUACAGCUUUCACGAUGGCAACAGAGUGUUGUCUAUCAGCCCUGUGAACAGGACAGACACCGGAGAGUUUCUUUGUAAAGUCAGCAAUGAUUUCAGUUCUGCUACAGCCAAAUGCGCACUUAAAGUCUAUUAUGGACCUGACAAACCAAGAAUCGUUCAGACGCCAAUAGGAGCAGAACUCGAAGAGAGUGUCACUCUUUAUUGCUCUGCUGACUCCCUACCAAAGGCAACUUUCUUCUGGACGUUCAAACACAUGAAGAUGUAUGGGGCCAUGCACUACAUCCAUGAGAUGGAAGAGAGGCACCUGGGGAGGUACACCUGCACUGCCCAAAAUGCCAUCACUGGCCUGGAAGCCUCUGUGUUCCACACACUGCGUGGUAUUUGAGCUCUCUUUCAUAUUUAUCUAACUAACAGUACUAACCUGUCAAUACUGUUAUGUGAUUGCAAAUAAUGGAAAAGACAGAGUAAUGUUUUUUUCUUCUGAUCCAGACUCCUCUACUCCCAUCAGUGGUUCUAUGUCCAUGUUGGUUUGCACUGUCCUGACCUCGGUUGGACUCAUAUUGGUCUAAAGACUGUGAUGUUAACAAAGUUGCUCAUUUUGAUCAAUAAUUGUGUUUAUUUUAGAUAAUUUUUCUGUGUUUAUUAUUGUGGUGUCUCUUUCAAUUGUAUGUUCACCAAAAAUAAAGCUGUGGAUGAUAAAUGAUAAAAUGACAAACCGGUGGUACUUCAUAUUUAGUAUUGUCCCUGUAGUAUUUUUUUUAAAUAAUUUUCUUCAGUAAUAUACAGUUGUGACAUUAAUUGUUGUAAUUUAUGUUAAGUAACAAAUGAAGUAUUGCUAAUUGCAGUAAAGGUGUAUCUCACUUACAAAGUAAAAAUUUUCUCCACAGCAGCUUUGGUCUUGACCAAUGACAGUUUCAGCUUUAAUAAAUCAAUCUUAACACUGUGACGUUUUUAGGUCUUGCAUAUCAGACCUGGCACUUUGUUCUUGUGUCAUUCAGCCUUCAAACGUGUGAUAAAGUGUCUCAUGUUCUGACUGAAGCUUGAUGAUGCCAUAUCAAACUGUCCCUAUAAUAAACUAUUAUUAUAACUCUG